Vigna radiata var. radiata (mung bean) is the source of this 1155-nucleotide messenger RNA. RefSeq names its product probable ADP-ribosylation factor GTPase-activating protein AGD8. Gene Ontology annotation, molecular function: GTPase activator activity. The record is from RefSeq and is a predicted model, not a curated record. NCBI's taxonomy places the organism in Eukaryota, Viridiplantae, Streptophyta, Magnoliopsida, Fabales, Fabaceae. The transcript is spliced from 7 exons. Bases 1 to 1155 code for a protein of 384 amino acids. Gene Ontology annotation, biological process: COPI coating of Golgi vesicle.
AUGGAUUCAGAUGCUUCAUAUGACAAGAACAAUGUCUUUCGGAAACUCAAGGCAAAGUCUGAAAACAAGAUGUGUUUCGAUUGUAAUGCAAAAAAUCCAACUUGGGCAUCCGUCACCUAUGGGAUCUUCCUCUGCAUCGAUUGUUCCGCUGCACAUCGCAGUCUCGGUGUCCAUGUCAGUUUUGUCAGAUCAACAAACUUAGACAUGUGGAGUCGAGAGCAAUUGAAAACCAUGAUCUUGGGAGGAAACAACCGUGCGCGAAAUUUCUUUAAGCAGCAUGGUUGGACUAAUGGUGGUAAAGUAGAGGCCAAAUAUACAUCAAGAGCUGCAGAGUUAUAUAGACAAAUUCUUUCUAAGGAAGUAGCUAAAAGUAUGACAGAUAAGGAGGUAGAUUCACCAUCAUCACCUACUGCUUCUCAGUUUGAACAAGUUGUUGAAGAACUUCCUCGAGUAAAGACUAAUGAAUCACCAAACGAAAAUGCUUCACACACAACAAUUUCUAAUACUGUCAGAAAACCUAUUUCUGCUAAAAAAACAAAAAAAGCUGUGGGACUUGGUGCUAGAAAGCUUACUAGAAAGUCAUGUGAGAAUCUGUACGAGCAAAAACCAGAAGAACCACCAACCGCAGCAAAAAAGCAUACACUUUCAGGGUCAUCAUCUACAUCACGAUUUGAGUAUAUAGAAAAUGACCAAUCAUUUGAUUUGAAUUCUAAAGGUAAGGGUCGCUUAGCAAGGCAUGUAUCCUUACCAGAGUCAUCAAGCGUCUUUGCAGACUUCUUAAUGGAUAGUGGUUCUCCAAAGGAAUUUGGGUCAAAUUCAUCAAAAGACAAAAUUGAGGAGUCCAACGAAGCAAGAAGGAAAUUCUCAAAUGCUAAAUCAAUUUCUUCCUCUCAAUUUUUUGGAGAUCAAAACAAAGAUGCAAAUGAUUCAAAAGUUAUCCUCUCAAAAUUUUCAGAUUCAACUUCCAUUUCUAGUGCCGAUCUUUUUGGUAACUCUUCCAAUGUUGAUGUUGAUGCUAAUGACCUCCUUAAUAGACUAUCUUUCCGUGCUUAUGAAGACAUUUCUUCUCUCAGAAAUAUGGCAGGUGAGACUGGGAAGAAACUCAGUUUCUUGGCUUCCAAUCUGAUAACAGAUAUUCAGGAUAGAACAAUUUAA